Molecule: messenger RNA, 453 nt
Organism: Dibothriocephalus latus
Lineage: Eukaryota; Metazoa; Platyhelminthes; Cestoda; Diphyllobothriidea; Diphyllobothriidae
Source: the annotation of a GenBank genome assembly
AUGUGCGAUGAGGGUCAUCGAUUGAAGAACUCUGACAACCAAACCUAUCAGGCAUUGGUGCAGUUGAACUGUCAGCGCCGGGUGCUGCUUUCGGGGACUCCAAUCCAGAACGACUUGUUGGAGUACUUCAGCCUCGUGCACUUUGUUAAUCAGGGCCUGCUUGGCACCGCUGCCGAAUUUCGCAAGAAGUUUGAGGGACCGAUCCUUCGUGGUCGUGAUGCUGACGCCACGUCUGAGGAUCAGAAGAAGGGAGAAGAGAAACUUCAGGAGGUUCGUAUGCGAUUCCUACGGAAAGUUAAAUGGCUGACCAAUACCUAUAAUCUGCAGCCUGUUUUUUACCAGUAUAACCCUUCUCCACAACUUCUACUAAGUAGUUCUAGUACAGUAGAUUGUAUAUCUGAUGCAAGGUUGGGGAUUGGAGGAUUUAACGCACACUUAAGGUUGUUUAGUUAG